AGAAAACCGAACAGAGACCGAUAAGGCAAUCCCGCAGUAUCUAAGAAGAUUGUGAAUUUUACGUUCCUCGUUAAAAAAAAUGGCUCACUCUAUCCUCCUUGUGCAAGCUACCGGCAAACCUGAGACACGUACUUACUCCGACUAUGAAUCGGUCAAUGAAUGUAUGGAGGGUAUCUGUAAAAUAUAUGAGGAGCAUUUGAAGAGAAACAACGAUACCUGUCCCUCCAUCACAUAUGACAUUACACAGCUGUUUUCCUUCCUCGACCAGCUGGCAGACCUCAGUUGUCUGGUGUUUGACAAGUCUUUGGGGUCUUAUAAACCACACAACAAAGACUGGGUGAAGGAGAAUAUUUAUGUGAUGCUAAGAAUGCAGGCAUCAUCAUCAUGAACAACACUUAAACUACCAUCUUUUCACUUUUCAUCCACAACCAUCAUGUAUGAUAGUGUCAGAGACACAUUUGAGGGAGUUGUACUGGGUAUGUUAGGCCUGAAGUUUGUUUAGUUGUAGUUGAUGGGACCUUGAUCACAUGCUGUACAGUGUAUAGUGUAAUUGGAAAGAUUUUUAAAUGUUUACUCUACUGGAAUUAGGGUUGAAGUAUUUUGUCUAGAUGUAAGUUUUCAGUAAUAAAUCAAUAUACUGAUUAAAAUACAUGUAACAAAAAAAAUAGAAAUUCCAGAAAUUUAGAACUCCAUUAAGAGAUUAUACAAGAAAAUGAUAUCAGUUGGUUCAAUGCUAUUAUAAGAAAAACACCACACUUUUACGAUUAUGUAAAUCAACAUACCAACUUGAUGUCAUUGUUCUACUGUGUUAAGUUAUCAAAUCGCCUGUCAUUCGUGGUCUGUCUAUCUGUCGUUCAACAAUUCUUGUCUUGCUAUUUCUCAGAAAGUACAGGAGGGAUAUUUCUCUAAUUUGUAAUGUAAGUCUCUAGCUGUGCAUGUUUACUUUAGAAACUGAUAGGAAAAACUAAACCAUCUUGGAUUUUGAAAGUUUAUUUGUAUCGCUAAUUUACAGAAAGCACUGGAAGGAUCUUUCUAAAAUUUGAUAUGUUUGUUCCCCUGGUUAAAAAUACCCCUGAUCCUAGUAAGAACUAUAGUUACCUCUAAUUAUGUAAGAAUUUCAUUUUUUUUUAGCAAUUUGCAUAAAGUUCUGCAAUUCUUAUACUGUACGUUUAUAUAAUUACCACAGUGGUAAAUAACAUGACAUUACAAAGUUUAAUUUAAGGUAUAAGAUUCCUUAAUAUGAUUUCCAUGAUGGAACUGGGUAUUAGUAACUGUAAGGAAAAUGAACAGCAAAGACGGUAUCUUUUGUAUAUCUGAUAUUAGAGCUGUCACAAUAUAUCGGAAAACAGAUUGCAUUACACGGGUAUAUCAUAUCGUACCACAAUACAGAGAUGAAAUACGGCUGUAUUGAAAUAUUUUUCAAAAUCAUAUUUUCAUGUAUCAUUACUACAAAUUUUAACAGAUAUGCUUAUAAGCAUAAAACAGGCUUUUAAUUGUGGUAGGAAUCGGUUCGAAUUUUGUAAUCUAUGGUUGGUUUGAAAAAAAAACUUAAAUCAACAUGAUCCUUAUUUAUGAUUAAGUUUGAUAACAUUCUGACAACAACUUCUUAUAAAAAUGAGCAUGUCUUUCCUUUGACAAUAUAUCGGGAUACAUAAUGCUAUAUAUUCAUUCUGUAUUGCAAUAUUUCGGGAUCCACUCUUGGCGUAUUGUGACACCCCUAUAUGAUGAUAUAGAUCCUUUCAUGGUGGGUGCCAAGAUCCUUCUGGGAUCUCGUUGUUUCAAAACACAUUAGGAGAUCCUUAUUAAGGACACGUGGUUACAAAAUUACGCUGAAACACUGCAUGCACCAGUUAUUCUUUAUAUUGUUUCCUGAUGCAUCAUGAGAUGAGCGUCAUGUAUUACCGUUCGAGGUAUAUGGUUUGACAUGUUGUAAGGAUUCGUAGUUUGACAGAAGUGUUAAACACUAAGAUAUAUCAUCAGACGCUGUUGUCAUGUUAUACAUUGUGAAAUAUAUUGCCCAACACUAGUGUGGUGUUAGGUGCCUGUCACAAGGGUCACUUUAUAUAUAUAAGAUACAUCAUUUGACAUUAGUGUCAAGUUAUACGUUGUCAAAUUUAUAGUUUGCCAUUAGUGUCAUAUCCUACAUUUAAACAACGCCGGUGUUUUUGUUUGUUUUAUUGUUAAAAAUCAUGAUAUUACAGAAAAUUCCAUUAAAAUCAAACUUAUAUGUCACUUCUGUUUAAACUUCAUUGGACUGUACAAUUGAUAAAGAUCAACCUUCAUUUCAUUUCAGUUCUUUUUGUAUGUAGCAUUUUCAGUUCCAUAAUGUUUUCUCUGAAAUUAUGAAUGAUUAAAUUGUUAUAAAAAC
Molecule: messenger RNA, 2368 nt
Organism: Mizuhopecten yessoensis (Yesso scallop)
Lineage: Eukaryota; Metazoa; Mollusca; Bivalvia; Pectinida; Pectinidae
Product: enhancer of rudimentary homolog
Exons: 4
Coding region: 80-388 (102 amino acids)
Source: RefSeq, a predicted model, not a curated record